This is a messenger RNA of Diabrotica balteata, 1361 nucleotides long. The record is from the annotation of a GenBank genome assembly. NCBI's taxonomy places the organism in Eukaryota, Metazoa, Arthropoda, Insecta, Coleoptera, Chrysomelidae.
UCACAAGCUGAGCGAACUGUGUCUAAAAAUUUUAAGGCAGACUUUACAUAAGCAGUGUAAUAUAAACAAAAUACAAUUUCGAACGCAUCAUACAAAACUCAAGUUUAAAUGUAAAAUAAACUGGACCCAUUGGAAAGUACUUCUAUAUUUUUGUAUUAGAAAGUAAUAUUUUACUUGUACCCGAUAAUGUUGCUGGUUAUCACAAAUUACGUAACAUACUGGUUUCACAAAUAUGUCAAUUUAGAAAACAUUUACGGUCAUGUAGCAAUGUCAUCGACUUUUAAAACAUUUAAAACGUAUUAAAGUUACUAUUUAAAUUAAAUCAUAUUUUAUUGUAGUGGUGAUGGUAUUCAAAACUGAAUAAACUAUGCAAGAUGAAAGUUCUACUUAUUGUGUAUAUGAUAGUGUUAGGAAGAGUUAAUAUUAAUUGGAGCUUACCCAUAGAUGACAAAAAGUCCUAUUACAGAUCUCUACCUAGGGUAAAUUUUUCCAAAGCAGACGCUCAAAAUGAUGAUGUUAUAUACACCCUUUUUACAAAAACCUCCCCUACAGAAGGACAGAAUGUAAAUGAAGGCACAUCUAACUCCAUAAUUAAGGAAAAAGAUGUACCAACUGUAUUAAUUAUUCACGGAUGGACUACAGACGAUACGUCUCCAUGGUACAGACCACUCAGAGAUGAAUAUUUCAAACAAGGACCCCACAAUAUAAUUUUUUUAAAUUGGAGCAAAGCUGGAAAUAAAACUUAUCAUGUGUCAAGUGCCAAUGUUAGACCCGUAGGAAAGUCCAUUGCUCAAUUUCUGGUUGCUUCGAAAGUUAAUUUGAGCAAAGUGCAUCUAAUAGGUCAUUCACUCGGAUCACAACUGACAUGUUAUAUAGGUCAAUUUGUACAAGAGCUAAGUGGUAGAAAGGUAGGAAGAAUUACAGCCUUAGAUCCAGCAGGUCCACUGUGGAGCAAUCCAGAUAUGUCUGAAAGAGAAAGACUAAGCUAUCACGAUGCUGACUUUGUUGAUGUUAUUCACACAGAUAUUCAACUUUCUGGGUAUACCAAACCUAUAGGGCAUGUAGAUUUCUAUCCUAACGAAGGUAAACACCAACCGGGCUGCCCUUCUAUAGAAGAAGAUAGUAACUGUAGCCAUGCCAGAUCUACACUUUUCUUUAUAGAAUCUGUAGCUACAAAAGCAAUUUCUAAGGAAGCAAUAUUUAACGAAGAUGAACACUUUUUUGUUACAGUUACUCCAAAGCGAGAUGGGAAAGAAGUUAUUUUUGGACAACAUGUUGAUAAAUCCGCAAGGGGUGUUUAUUAUAUUAAAACGAAUGCUGCGAAACCAUUUUUAAACGAAAAUAAAUAGGUGUAUAUAUUA